Atta colombica is the source of this 1941-nucleotide messenger RNA. RefSeq lists its product as uncharacterized. Gene Ontology annotation, cellular component: cytosol. The transcript is spliced from 2 exons. Gene Ontology annotation, biological process: regulation of lipid biosynthetic process. NCBI's taxonomy places the organism in Eukaryota, Metazoa, Arthropoda, Insecta, Hymenoptera, Formicidae. The record is from RefSeq and is a predicted model, not a curated record. The coding region runs from base 183 to 842 and encodes 219 amino acids.
CAGCAAUCACUGUCGGUCUUUACCUUCUUAACGGACGUUCGUGAAGUUCGGUCUCUCUGUCGGCUUCGGUAAACUCGUUCGAGAAGUGGGCUUAUAUUACUUACUGAUUACGGACGGAUAUAUCCAACGAUCAGCGAUCGAUCAUAGACAAGGUUCCUAUCCAGAAGAAUAUUGCAUACAGGAUGUUGUACUCCAAGCGGAGUCUGCGGAGGAUCGCCCGGCAUGAUGAGCCGGAAUUCAGCAACGCCAGUAUCUUGAAUAGCAUGGAGAAGUUCGUGCGCACCGUGAGCGAGAUGGAGGAUACCAUUCUGGUGCCUAGUCGUCUGCUGGAUCUAUCUGUGGGUGAUGCGGGUGAUACAAUCUGCAUGAAGGGCAAACGUGGCUGCACGGUGAAGGACACCUUGGCCAACACCGACUUAUACCGUCUGUACAAUAUUAUCAAUCAGAUGAAGAUCGAGUUACUGUGGUCGCAGGAGCCUACACGAGGCAACGUGGCGGACGAUCAGACGCCGAUUAAGAGUCACCCGAUUGGUAGCCCAUCUGAACUGACGCACCAUCAGACUAUAAGCAGUGGCAGACUUGGCCAUGUGCGUUGUCCCAGCACCACGUCUAUGCAGAGUGUACAGAGCGCGUCCUCGAUCGCCUGGACCUCCGACUCGGACUCUGAGAACGGCAUUGAAAUUGACAGCGGCCUAGAAGGUGAAGAAUGCGAUCUAGCAAGCAUCGCCGCCGAAAACUUUAAGCGUCAUCUGCGUGGUCUUCACAGCAGCAUCGCCCGUAUGACAGAGGCAGCUGAAUAUUUGACGUUGCGAUAUCAAGCCGAUGUAGGUGGACAGGUCUGAUUCUCCGCCGGUAUCAUUAUCACCAUUGUUGUCGUCAUCGUCGCCGCCCGUGUGUUAUUGAUUGUCAUCAUGUUAGUUGGCAUUGCGAACAAAUAUCACGUCACUUUGUAAUCGAUCUCAUGGACAUUGCCGCGAUUUUUUCGAUUUCCCGAGAUUGAUAACAGAAUUUCAGGAAACGCUGAUGAUGAAUCGCAAAAGAUUUUCUAGCAUUAUACUAAUCUAUAUCAAUUUGUUAUUUUAUUAACGUAUAAUUUACUGUGUUAAAACACGCUAUUGCGAUUAGUUUAUAUGAAUGAUAAAGAUAUGAUUCGUAUUUGGGAUGCGCGGUACGAGAAUAAAUCGUCAUCGGAUAUAUAAAAUUCCGCAUAAAUAAACUAUUAGUUCCCAAAUAGAAUUGAGAAACUAUGAGAUAAGAUAUCUCGUAUCAUUUUUGGCAUAGCAUUAUGAUAUAACAUUAGAAAAGAAAAACAACUAGUUCAGACUUUGAUUUUUCUCAUUGCCAUUUGUGCGGAUUCGAGUUUUGACAAUGGGUAUUGCCUGCCGUAGAUGAAGAGGCUUUCGAGAUGACAUGCUAUCACAAAAUGUUAUAGUUACAUGGGUAGUAAGAAGAACUGAUAACUCCAUCUUGAGAGAAUUGAGGAUUAAUACGAAUAAGUGUUUACUUUCAACUAUCCAAAUGUAAAUUCUUAAAUUUUUCGGUCAUUUUGUUAGACGAGAUAUUAUCGCGAAACUCGUAAUCCAAGGGAAGGUAAUGAAAAGCGACGGAGAGAAUGUUUCUUGAUUCGAUAUAUCGACUAAAUAAAAACUUUAAGGAAUAUGCCGCUGAAGAACAUAAGCUAACACUUAGCAUGACUUAGCGGAAGAUUAUGAGGCGUGGCAGGUUAUCGCGCACAGGACUGCAUGAAAAGUUACGACAUUCGAAAAAACCGCAAUCAAAAAGAUAGCAUUAUGGAAGCUAAUGGUUUUGUACUGCUUUUAAUAAUAUAAUUUAGCACCGGCAGAUCGAACAAAAUAAAAAGAAUUUAAAAUCAUCGUUAUUAAUCCGGGAGUAAUCGCAUACCGGUUAUUUUGCCAUACUCUUUCGUUUUCUAUUUUUCUA